Messenger RNA from Zootoca vivipara (common lizard), 2854 nucleotides. RefSeq names its product ciliary neurotrophic factor receptor (gene CNTFR). NCBI's taxonomy places the organism in Eukaryota, Metazoa, Chordata, Lepidosauria, Squamata, Lacertidae. Gene Ontology annotation, biological process: ciliary neurotrophic factor-mediated signaling pathway; positive regulation of cell population proliferation. The record is from RefSeq and is a predicted model, not a curated record. Gene Ontology annotation, molecular function: interleukin-11 receptor activity; ciliary neurotrophic factor receptor activity; interleukin-11 binding. Gene Ontology annotation, cellular component: membrane; CNTFR-CLCF1 complex; ciliary neurotrophic factor receptor complex.
UGUAUCAGUUGGAAGAGGAGCAGAUUCCCCCCUGCAGGGUGUGCAUGGCUGGACUUGCGGUCAUGGUGCUGCUGGUGUGCUGAAGGCCCCAGCUGUCACAUCAGACUACUCUGCUUCCUGACAAUUCCAGGUACCCUAGAAAGACCUCGGUGGAACGCUGGACUCAAACUGCCCAUCCUCUUGGCAAGUCAACCUCUGGUCUGUAUCUCUGUCACACCGGCUCUCCUUCUCACCAUCACAGAGCCAAGCUUGGUCCCACCACCCUCACAGGAGUGCUGGGUGGGGACGCAGGAGAGGGGUCUUCUCGGUGGUGGCUGCUCCUAGGCAACUUUGGAACUCCCUGUCUAGGGAAGCCAGACCGGCUCCCUCCUUGUUGUCCAGCUUUCUUGUUCCAACGGGCUUUUGAGAACUGACUGCUGUGAUGAUUUCUUUGGGUGGAUUCUCCUUCCUUGGAGGUUUUUAAGCAGAGGUUGAAUAGGAAUCUGUCAGCUGAGAUUCCUGGCUGGACUAGAUGACCCCUGGGAAUCCCUUCCAGCUUUUAAGAUUCUAUGAAUUCUCUCUCUCUCUCUCUCUCUCUCUCUCUCUCUCUCUCUCUCUCUCUCUCUCAUAUAUUCAAUUCUUUUUAACUUAUUGCUCAUUCCCCCUAUGCUUUAAGCUGUUUCUAUUUUAUCUGUAAAUCUCCUUGAGUCCCUGACAGAGAAAAGUGCAGGAUAUAAAUAAAUAUAAUAAUAACAAUGCUCCCAGUAUAACUCGGAGGUAGUGGGCACAGCAGGUGGAUCCGAGGGAAGCCAGGAAGAAAAUCAGAAACUGUUAUGGGGGAACAUCGGCUCCCAUCUGAUUUGAACUUGGGUCUCUCUCUCUCUCUCUCUCUCUCUCUCUCUCUCUCUCUCUCUCUCUCUUUCAAGCCACCAUAUUCAGUGAGCUCUUUUUAAUAUAUAUUCGCAUGGUUUCCAAGAACUUUCUAUGCAGGAAUCCUAUAGGAGUCAUACUGUAGGAUAAAUUUAGGAAGGAGAGGGCUAUUGAUGGUAAGGUUGCCAUAUGUCCUCAACACGCCCUCUAGAGUCAUCAUAGCGAUCCAUAGUAAAAAGUGGAAGUCUGCAAAUGUUUCCUCUUUUUUGCUCUUCAAAAUAUCACCAGCCCUGAUGGCUGUGCUCUGCCUCCACAGCUGGAGGAAGCAAUGCUUCUGAAUGCCAGUUGCUAAAAGCCACAGGAGAUGAGAGGGCUAUUGUGAUCGGAUCCUGCUUGCAGGUUUCCCAUUGAGGCAUCUGGUUGGCCACUGUGAGAACAGGAGGCUGGAAUAGAUGGGCCAUUGACCUGAUCCAGCAGAUGCUCUUCUUAAGAUCUUAUGUUGUAAACUUUCUGAUUUCCUUUCAAAGCGAGUGGCCACCGCUGCAUCUGCACAAUGGGACGGAAUUGUGCUGUUCAUGGUUCUUGCAUGUUCCAGCAGCCGACUCCAGGCAAAAGCUUGGUUUGUGACUAAGUGAAGAUUUGGAUUUCUCCUUCCCAAGCCCCAUAGAAAAGAGACUUUUUGCCACUUUCUCCCAUGAAUGGAGCACUUUUUCGCUUGCAGAAGGGUCUGCAUGGAUCUGGGCUGAAUGGGUUCCAGCUGGGCUCCUUCCUCCCUUGGGAAUGGCUUACCCUGUGUCAGGAGCGUGUUACGUGGUGCUAGCUGCGGUGGUGGUCGUUUAUGCUCAGAGGCACAGCCAGCAGGAGUCCCACAUUCACUACGCGCAGUUGGGGACUGACGUGACGCUACAGUGUGGGUCUGUAGACAGGGAUGCCGCAGUCACCUGGACGGCCAACAGUACCGACCUGGAUGCAUCCCAUCUCAACGGCUCCCGCCUCGUCCUCCGGAACGUGGACCUCUCCCACAGCGGACAGUACUCCUGCUACGAGGGCUCCUCAUGGCAUCUCAAGUACCGGGUCAACCUCAAAGUAGGAACGCCGCCCAAGGAGCCCGCAUUGAUGUGCCGGUCGAACAAUUACCCCAGCGGCUUCUACUGCAGUUGGCACCUGCCCAUCCCAACGUAUAUUCCAGACACCUUCAACAUCACCGUAAUACACGACUCCAAGGAGAUUGUGUGCGAUAUGGACGUGUCCCUCAAGAACCGGUGCUACAUCCGGUACCUUCGCCUUUUCUCCCCCAAGAAGUACAAGGUGACUUUGACGGUCACAAACGCUCUGGGCAGCAGUUCCACCUCCAUCUCUUUCGACGAGUUUGCGAUAGUAAAGCCGGACCCUCCAGAGAACGUGGUGGCUAAGCCCAUCCCCAACAUCGCCCGGAGGCUGCUGGUGACGUGGCAGUACCCUUCCUCGUGGCCCGAUCCGGAUUCCUUCCCCCUCAAGUUCUUCCUGAGGUACCGGCCCCUCAUCAUUGACCAGUGGCAACACGUGGAGCUGUCGGACGGGACGACCCACAUCAUCACCGACGCCUACGCGGGCAAGGAGUACAUCAUCCAGGUGGCAGCCAAGGACAACGAGAUUGGCACGUGGAGCGACUGGAGCGUGGCCGUGCAUGCCACGCCCUGGACCGAGGAGCCCAAGCAUCUCACCACGGAAGCCCAGGGAGCAGAGACGACGACCGCCAGCACCUCCGCCUUUGUGGUCCCCACCACCACCAGGAUCGGGAACUCGGAGGAACAAGGCAGCGAUGGAGCCAUCGCCCUGUCCUGGGUGGCUGGUCUGCUCUUGGCGGCUUUCAGCAUCCACUUUAUUUAACUCGGCCUCAGAGCCCCGCUGAGGAGGUCACCGACUCACCGGAACGUCUGUCUUUGCUUCUGUUUUGCACAUGGUCUGAAGGACGUGUUCCGUUUCUCUUCAUCGCUCCACUUCCUGGAAGGCUGAGCCGCCCCCC